AUGGCGUCAGGCGAUAAGACUCAGCAUUAUGAAAUGCUCGGAAAGUCCCUUUUCAAGCUCUACGAAACCGAGAUGUAUUCCGAUCUGAAAGUCGCUUGCGGAGGGGACAUUCAUAAAGUCCACAAGGCAAUUAUUUGCCCCCGAUCUACCUUUUUCACGGCCGCUUGUAAUGGAAACUUCAAGGAGGGUUUGGAGGGUAUGAUCAACCUUCCGGACGACGACCCGACCGUAGUCCGCGAAAUGAUCUAUUACCUUUAUAGCUUGGACCUCGUUGGUUAUGAGUUCAGACCCGAGGAUGGCAAUUACGUCGAGGAGGAUCUCUCGGACACGGAGUACGACGACGAGACGAUGCGACGCUUGCAACGACAGCACCACAGAUUCGUGGAGCAUAGAUUCGUGGGCAAACGAAGAGUGAAGGGACUUGUCGCUAAGCUUGGAGUCCGCAUUGGACCCCCAAAGAACCUACCUUUGUUCGCAAAGGUCUAUGCCAUUGGAGAGAAGUAUGGCAUUCCGGGUUUGAAGGCCAUCGCGCUGAGCAAGUUUGAGAUACUCGCCAAAGCCUAUGCCAAUACCAACGAGUUUCGCAUCGCAGCGGAGGAAGUUUACACCUCCACUAUUGACCAGGAUCGCGGCAUGCGAGAUGUUGUUGUCAAGACUGUGGAGGAGAACGUUGCGCUGCUCAACGACGCAGAGUUCGAAGCUCUCGCCAAAAACACUGAGUUGGGUCACGAUCUUCUGAUGAAGAUCACUUCAACUCACCGUGCAGCACUGCAGGUUAGAGAAGUCUAG
Molecule: messenger RNA, 789 nt
Organism: Fusarium tjaetaba
Lineage: Eukaryota; Fungi; Ascomycota; Sordariomycetes; Hypocreales; Nectriaceae
Product: speckle-type POZ
Exons: 3
Coding region: 1-789 (262 amino acids)
Molecular function (GO): protein binding
Source: RefSeq, a predicted model, not a curated record